CGCCGUUUCCGCUUCCGCUCCACUCUGCUCCCGUCCCGUUACCGCCUCCUGGCCGGCCUCGCGCUUUUCACCGGUAACUUGCGUCUGCUGCGUAGCCGGGCCGUUGCUGCCACGCGCGCCCCGGGGCUCCGGCGCCGGCGCCGGCAAGCGUCGUGCCCCGCUCUCCUGCCCCUGAGGCCGCCGGCCAGCUGCCGUCAUGGGUGCCUACCUCUCCCAGCCCAACACAGUGAAGUGCUCCGGAGAUGGGGUCGGUGCUUCGCGCCUGCCGCUGCCGUACGGCUUCUCCGCCAUGCAAGGCUGGCGCGUCUCCAUGGAGCCCCUCUUGCUGUGGAACCAGGGUGUUUUGAGGAGGGGUAAUCAAAAUACCACAGUUGAUGUUCCCUUCCCUUCUUCCUUCUCCAUGGUUUGGAGGGAUCCUCAAGCUUGUUGAGGAUGCUCACAACUGUAUUCCUGAAUUGGACAGUGAGACAGCCAUGUUUUCUGUCUAUGAUGGACAUGGAGGGGAGGAAGUUGCCUUGUACUGUGCCAAAUAUCUUCCUGAUAUCAUCAAAGAUCAGAAGGCCUACAAAGAAGGCAAACUACAGAAGGCUUUGGAAGAUGCCUUCUUGGCUAUUGAUGCCAAACUGACCACUGAGGAAGUUAUUAAGGAGCUGGCACAGAUUGCAGGGCGACCCACUGAGGAUGAAGAUGAAAAAGAGAAAGUAGCUGAUGAAGAUGAUGUGGACAAUGAGGAGGCUGCACUGCUGCAUGAAGAGGCUACCAUGACUAUUGAAGAGCUGCUGACACGCUAUGGGCAGAACUGUCACAAGGGUGCUCCCCACAGCAAAUCUGGAGCUGGGACAGGCGAGGAGCCGGGGUCCCAGGGCCUCAAUGGGGAGGCAGGAUCUGAUGACCCAUCUAGGGAAACUUCAGAAGAAAAUGGCCCUAUAGCCAAGGCCCACAGAGGCCUUUCCUCCAACUCAGAACGUGGGACUGAGGCAGGCCCUGGUGGUGAGCCUGGCACUCCCACUGGUGAGGCUGGGCCUUCCUGCUCUUCAGCCUCUGACAAGCUGCCUCGAGUUGCUAAGUCCAAGUUCUUUGAGGACAGUGAAGAUGAGUCAGAUGAGGCGGAGGAGGAAGAGGAAGACAGUGAGGAAUGCAGUGAGGAGGAGGAUGGCUACAGCAGUGAAGAGGCAGAGAAUGAGGAAGAUGAGGAUGACACUGAGGAGGCUGAAGAGGAUGAGGAAGAAGAAGAGGAGAUGAUGGUGCCUGGCAUGGAAGGCAAAGAGGAGCCCGGCUCUGACAGUGGUACAACAGCAGUGGUGGCUCUGAUACGAGGGAAGCAGUUGAUUGUAGCCAAUGCAGGAGACUCUCGCUGUGUGGUAUCUGAGGCUGGCAAAGCUUUAGACAUGUCCUAUGACCACAAACCGGAGGAUGAAGUGGAGCUAGCGCGCAUCAAGAAUGCUGGUGGCAAGGUCACCAUGGAUGGGCGAGUCAACGGGGGCCUUAAUCUCUCCAGAGCCAUUGGAGACCACUUCUACAAGAGGAACAAGAACUUGCCACCUGAGGAACAGAUGAUUUCAGCCCUUCCUGACAUCAAGGUGCUGACUCUCACCGACGACCACGAAUUCAUGGUCAUUGCCUGUGAUGGCAUCUGGAAUGUGAUGAGCAGCCAGGAAGUUAUAGACUUUAUUCAAUCAAAGAUCAGCCAGCGUGAUGAAAAUGGAGAACUUCGGUUAUUGUCAUCCAUCGUGGAAGAGCUGCUGGAUCAGUGCCUGGCACCAGACACCUCUGGGGACGGUACAGGAUGUGACAACAUGACCUGCAUCAUCAUUUGCUUCAAGCCCCGAAGCACAGCAGAGCUUCAGCCAGAGAGUGGCAAGCGGAAACUAGAGGAUGUGCUGUCUAUUGAGGGGGCUGAAGAAAAUGGCAACAGUGACAAUAAGAAGGCCAAGCGGGACUAGUGGUUGUCCAGACCCCUGCCCAUCUAGACUGUUUUCUGAGCCCUUCGGACUUGGGACUGAGUUUUGUCUUUUUCCUUUAGCCUUAGCAGUGGUUAUGAGGUGUGCAGGGGGAGCUGGGUGGCUUUCCUCAGCCCAUUCCAAGGAGGGCGCUCCCUCCACACAGCAGCCUGGGAGCCUCUGCCGUCCUCCCCAGCUUCCUCCUUGCUCCUUGGGGCUCACCACCGGUUCUGUGCCUGUGCUCUGUUGUGUUGAAGGGAAGACCGGAGGUUCUGGUUUUUACUCUGUGAACUUUAUUUAAGGACAUUCUUUUUUAUUGGCGGCUCCAUGGCCCCCAGCCGUUUGCACCCGCUCUCUGUUGUAUACUUUCAAUCAACACUUUUUCAGACUAAAAGCCAAACCUAAUCGUG
Manis javanica (Malayan pangolin) is the source of this 2350-nucleotide messenger RNA. It is a transcript of the gene PPM1G, whose product is annotated as protein phosphatase, Mg2+/Mn2+ dependent 1G. Gene Ontology annotation, cellular component: nucleoplasm. Gene Ontology annotation, molecular function: cation binding; protein serine/threonine phosphatase activity. The record is from RefSeq and is a predicted model, not a curated record. Gene Ontology annotation, biological process: protein dephosphorylation. Lineage: Eukaryota; Metazoa; Chordata; Mammalia; Pholidota; Manidae.